UUAUAUAAAUUUUUAAUAUAUUUUCAAUAAAAAAUUGUUAUAUAUAUAUAAAUGUUAAUUAAAUGAAUUAUUCGAAUUCUUCAUUAUAUAAAUGGUUUACAUCUUUUGUAUCAUCUCAAAAUAAUAUUGAAUUAACAUCGUCAUCAGGUAACCAAGAAUCUACGGAAGAGGAACGUAACGUAACAACAAAUACACAACAAAAUCGUUUAAAAAAAGUUUCAUUUUCACAAGAACCACCAAUAUUUGAAAACGGUAUAACAACAUCAAAUUCAGUUAAUAAUUUAAUUAAUAAUAGUGAAGUUAAUUGUAAUAGCAUAAUGAGUAAUUCAGAUAGACCAAGUUUUUUGGUUGGUGAAGAUAUAGAGAGCAACAAUAUACUACAAGAGUUAGCUCAUGAAGCAUCAGAUAAUUUUCCAUCACAUAAUAAUGAUUUUUCAAAAGUAAAUAAUGCCGAUUUAAUGGAAAAACGUAGACGUCUUAGUAAGUGUUUUGUAUUACCAGAGAGUGGUAAUGAUGGAAGCGGAAAUGUUAUUAAUCGAAGUAAUUCAAUUAAUAAUGAAAAUGAUAAUGGAACAAUAACGGCAACACCAACAACAACAAAUAAUACAUACGAAAAUGAUAAAGAAUCAUUUUUAAAACAAAAUGAUUUACAAUUAAAUAAUAUUAAUGAUGUAUUAAAUUUAAAUAGUAAUACAUUUAUUGAUAAUAAUGAUGAUUUACAAAUUCAACAAUUACAACAAUUUCAACAACAACAACAAAUAAAUAAUAAUAAUUACAAUGAUAAUUGUAAUAAUGGUAAUGAAAUUCAACAAUCAACAAUUAUUAUAAAUGGCGGUGUCGAUGAUAUCGAUGGUGAUGAUGAUAAACCAAUUGAAAUGAAAGCGAAAAAAUCAUCAACAACAACAGCUGAAGUUAAUAAUAAAUUAUUAAGAAUACCACAAAAUGAAGGGAGUCUUAAGCCUAGUAUGUCCCGUGGUACGGGACUUGGGCAAGAUCGAUAUCAAGAACGUGAUUUUAUAAUUGCAACACCAGAGGAAUUUGUUAAAAAAUUUGGCGGUACACGUGUUAUUAAUAAAGUUUUAAUUGCAAACAAUGGUAUUGCGGCUGUAAAAUGUAUGAGAUCUAUAAGAAGAUGGUCAUAUGAGAUGUUUAAAAAUGAACGUGCUGUUCGUUUUGUUGUAAUGGUUACGCCGGAAGAUUUAAAUGCAAAUGCAGAAUACAUUAAAAUGGCAGAUCAUUAUGUACCAGUUCCAGGUGGAUCAAAUAAUAAUAAUUAUGCAAAUGUUGAAUUAAUUGUUGAUAUAGCUGUUAGAAAACAAGUUCAGGCUGUUUGGGCUGGUUGGGGUCAUGCAUCUGAAAAUCCUAAAUUACCAGAACUUUUACAUAAAGAAGGUAUUGUUUUCUUGGGACCACCAGAACGUGCUAUGUGGGCACUUGGUGAUAAAGUAGCAUCAUCAAUAGUUGCACAAACUGCUGAAAUUCCAACACUUCCAUGGUCUGGAUCUGAAUUAAAAGCACAGUAUAGUGGUAAAAAAAUAAAAAUUUCAAGUGAACUUUUUGGUCGCGGUUGUGUUACAUCAGUUGAACAAGGUUUAAAUGCAGCAAAUAAAAUUGGUUAUCCGGUAAUGAUAAAAGCAUCUGAAGGUGGUGGUGGUAAAGGUAUCCGUCGUGUAGAUAUGGCUGAUGAAUUUCCUGGUCUUUUUCGUCAAGUACAAGCUGAAGUUCCUGGUUCACCAAUAUUUGUUAUGAAAUUGGCACGUGGUGCUAGGCAUUUAGAAGUACAGCUUUUAGCUGAUCAAUAUGGGAAUGCAAUUAGUUUAUUUGGUCGUGAUUGUUCAAUACAACGUCGUCAUCAAAAAAUUAUUGAAGAGGCACCAGCUAUUGUUGCACAACCAGAAGUUUUUGAAGAUAUGGAAAAGGCUGCAGUUCGUUUAGCUAAAAUGGUUGGUUAUGUAAGUGCUGGCACUGUUGAAUAUUUAUAUGAUUCGGAAGGAAAGUAUUUCUUCUUGGAAUUAAAUCCACGUUUACAAGUGGAGCAUCCUUGUACAGAAAUGGUUGCUGAUGUUAAUUUACCAGCAUGUCAGUUACAAAUUGGUAUGGGUAUUCCUUUAUAUCGAAUAAAAGAUAUUAGAUUAUUAUAUGGAGAAUCUCCUUGGGGUUCAUCAGUAAUUGAUUUUGAAAAUCCACCUAAUAAACCAAGACCAUGGGGUCAUGUAAUUGCAGCACGUAUUACAUCUGAAAAUCCUGAUGAAGGUUUUAAACCUAGUUCUGGAACAGUGCAGGAAUUAAACUUCCGUUCAAGUAAGAAUGUAUGGGGGUAUUUUAGCGUUGCUGCAUCUGGUGGCUUACAUGAAUUCGCUGAUUCACAAUUUGGUCAUUGUUUCUCUUGGGGCGAAAAUCGUCAACAGGCUCGUGAAAAUUUGGUUAUUGCUUUAAAAGAAUUAUCAAUUCGUGGUGACUUUAGGACUACUGUUGAAUAUUUGAUUACUUUGUUGGAAACUAACCGAUUUUUAGAAAAUAGUAUUGAUACAGCUUGGUUGGACGCAUUGAUUGCUGAACGAGUUCAAUCAGAAAAACCCGAUAUUUUAUUGGGUGUUGUUUGUGGGGCACUUCAUAUUGCAGAUCGUCAAAUUUCAGAUGCAUUCACAAGUUUUCAAACAUCUAUGGAAAAAGGCCAAAUUCAAGCUGCAAAUACUUUAACUAAUGUCAUUGAUGUGGAACUCAUUAACAAUGGAAUAAGAUACAAAGUACAAGCGGCAAAAAGUGGACCAAACACAUACUUUUUAGUUAUGAAUAAUUCAUUUAAAGAACUUGAGGUUCAUCGACUUUCCGAUGGUGGCAUGCUUUUGUCAAUGGAAGGAGCAAGUUAUACAACUUAUAUGAAAGAAGAGGUCGAUCGUUAUCGUAUUGUUAUUGGAAAUCAAACAUGCGUAUUUGAAAAGGAAAAUGAUCCAUCGCUUCUUUUAAGUCCAUCAGCUGGAAAAUUAAUAAAUUUACUAGUUGAAGAUGGAGCCCAUGUUAACAAAGGUCAACCUUAUGCCGAAAUUGAAGUCAUGAAAAUGGUAAUGACACUAACAUCGCAAGAGGCAGGUACCGUUUCAUUCGUAAGACGUCCAGGUGCAGUUCUGGAUCCUGGCGCACUUCUUGGUCAUUUAGAGCUUGAUGAUCCUUCAUUAGUAACAAAGGCGCAACCCUAUAAAAAGCCGUUCCCACCUAGCGAAAAUCCUCCAAUUCCGGAAAAAUUGAAUCGAGUUCACAAUUCGUAUAAAACCAUAUUAGAGAAUACUCUUGGUGGUUAUUGCUUACCAGAUCCAUACAACGCACCAAGAUUACGCGAAAUCAUCGAAAAAUUUAUGCAAAGUUUACGUGAUCCAUCCCUACCUUUAUUAGAACUUCAGGAAAUAAUUGCUUCAAUAUCCGGUAGAAUACCUUUAUCUGUUGAAAAGAAAAUUAGAAAAUUAAUGACACUUUACGAAAGGAAUAUAACAAGUGUUUUGGCGCAAUUUCCAUCCCAACAAAUAGCUAGUGUAAUUGAUUCACAUGCAGCUACUCUACAAAAACGGGCUGACCGUGACGUAUUCUUCUUAACAACUCAGAGUAUUGUACAGUUAGUUCAACGAUAUCGCAAUGGUAUAAGAGGUCGCAUGAAGGCUGCAGUACACGAACUUUUAAGACAAUACUAUGAUGUUGAAUCACAAUUCCAACAUGGUCAUUACGACAAGUGCGUUGCUGCUAUUCGAGAAAAACAUAAAGAUGAUAUGAAAAACGUAGUAAAUACAAUUUUUUCACAUAGUCAAGUUUCCAAAAAAAAUUUGUUAGUCACGUUGCUAAUAGACCAUUUAUGGGCAAAUGAACCGGGUUUAACUGACGAGCUUGCAGCUACAUUGAGUGAACUUACUUCUUUGAAUAGGGCCGAACAUUCAAGAGUAGCACUAAGAGCUCGGCAAGUUUUAAUUGCAGCUCACCAACCGGCUUACGAACUGAGACAUAAUCAAAUGGAGUCCAUCUUCUUGUCUGCUGUGGAUAUGUACGGCCAUGAUUUUCAUCCUGAAAAUCUACAGCGAUUAAUUCUUUCUGAAACAUCGAUAUUUGAUAUAUUGCACGAUUUCUUUUAUCACAGUAAUCGAGCUGUAUGUAAUGCAGCGCUUGAAGUUUAUGUGAGACGUGCUUACACAUCAUAUGAAUUAACUUGCUUACAACAUUUGGAAUUGUCAGGUGAAGUGCCUUUAGUUCAUUUCCAAUUCGUUUUGCCUACCGCUCACCCAAACAGACUGUUCUUUAAACUACCUCAGGAUGGAGCUGAAGAAACUAUUGUUACAAGUAGCUUUAUGCGUACUGGUUGCAUGGCGGCAUUUGAAUCUUUUGAUCAUUUUGAACAAUACUCUGAUGAAAUUUUGGAUUUAUUAGAAGAUUUUGCGUCUCCAGCUUUUGUUAACACUAAAGUUCUUGAAGCAGUUGAAGCAGCUGAUUCAAUGUCAGAUGGAAGACUCAGCACUUCAAUCAAUGUUUCACUAUCUGAUCCAGUUUCUCGGGCAAACGCAGCAGAAGAAGCAAAAUCAACUGAACCAAUUCAUAUAUUAAGCGUAGCUGUUAGGGACACUGGAGAAAUGGACGAUUUACAAAUGGCUAAUAAAUUUGGCGCUUUCUGCUUACAACAUAGGGAAGAAUUAGCUAGCAGACGUGUUCGCAGAAUAACCUUUGCAGCUUUAAAAAAACGGCAAUUCCCCAAAUUUUUCACAUUUCGCGCAAGAGAUAAUUACACUGAAGAUCGUAUCUAUCGCCAUUUAGAGCCUGCUUGCGCAUUCCAGUUAGAACUUAAUAGAAUGCGAACAUAUAAUUUAGAGGCUUUACCCACAGCUAAUCAAAAGAUGCAUUUGUAUUUAGGCAAAGCUAAAGUAGCCAAAGGACAAGAAGUAACUGAUUACAGAUUUUUCAUACGGUCGAUCAUUCGGCAUUCAGAUUUAAUUACAAAAGAAGCCUCGUUUGAAUACUUACAAAAUGAAGGAGAACGUGUCCUUUUAGAAGCAAUGGAUGAAUUGGAAGUCGCUUUUUCGCACCCAGAAGCAAAGCGAACUGAUUGCAAUCACAUAUUUUUGAACUUUGUUCCCACCGUUAUAAUGGAUCCAGCAAAAAUUGAAGAAUCCGUUACGAAGAUGGUUAUGAGAUACGGUCCCAGAUUAUGGAAGUUGCGUGUCCUUCAAGCCGAGUUAAAGAUGUUAAUAAGACAAUCACCCCAAUCUCCCACACAAGCAAUCCGUUUAUGUAUAGCCAAUGAUUCGGGUUAUUUUUUAGAUAUUGCAAUGUAUACUGAAGUAACAGAUAAAGAAAGCGGAGUAAUUAAGUUUAUGGCAUAUGGCGAAAAACAUGGACCACUUCAUAACCAUCCAAUUUCCACACCAUAUGUUACAAAAGAUUAUUUGCAACAAAAAAGAUUCCAAGCCCAAUCAAAUGGUACCACAUACGUUUAUGAUAUUCCUGAUAUGUUUAGGCAAAUGACAGAGCGUCAUUGGAAAGAAUUUUCAAAAGCAAGACCGUCUGUUGAUAUUAGAAUACCAGAAAAAAUUUUAUUAGAAUGUGUAGAACUUGUUCUAGAUGGAGACACCUUACAAGAAAUGCAACGUUUGCCUGGCGAAAACAAUAUUGGUAUGGUGGCUUGGAGAAUCAUUUUAUCAACUCCAGAAUAUCCGAAUGGUAGAGAAAUUAUUGUUAUUGCGAAUGACUUAACUUUCUUCAUUGGCUCGUUCGGUAUUCAAGAAGACAUUUUAUUUAGUAAAGCUUCAGAAUUAGCUAGAGAACGUAAAGUACCCAGAAUAUACAUAUCAGCUAAUAGUGGGGCUCGCAUGGGUCUUGCCGAAGAAUUAAAAUCUAUGUUUAAAGUUGCAUGGGAAGAUCCCGAGGAACCAGAUAAGGGCUUUAAAUAUCUUUAUUUGACAGCAGAAGACUAUAGUAAUGUCGCUCAUUUGAAUUCUGUUAGAACUAUUCUUAUAGAAGACGAAGGUGAAGAGCGUUAUAAAAUCACUGAUAUUAUUGGAAAAGAUGAUGGAUUAGGUGUUGAAAACUUAAGGUAUGCCGGCUUAAUUGCUGGAGAAACUUCCAGAGCGUAUGAUGAAGUGGUAACAAUUUCUAUGGUAUCGUGUCGUACUAUUGGUAUCGGAUCAUAUUUGGUGCGUUUAGGUCAGAGAGUAAUUCAAAUUGAUAAUUCUCAUAUAAUUUUAACCGGUUAUGCAGCUUUAAAUAAGUUAUUGGGACGAAAAGUUUAUGCAUCAAAUAACCAAUUAGGAGGCGUUCAAAUCAUGUACAAUAAUGGUGUUUCUCAUAAGACUGAAGCUGCAGAUUUGGACGGUGUUUAUACAAUUUUGCAGUGGUUAUCAUACAUUCCAAGUUAUGGCGGCUGUGAUCUCCCAAUAGUUAUACCAAAUGAUCCAAUAAAUCGCCCGAUUGGCUUUAUUCCAACAAAAUCUCCAUAUGAUCCAAGGUGGAUGUUAGCGGGUCGUCCUAAUCCAGUUAAUUCCGGUGAAUGGGAAAGUGGAUUUUUCGAUCGGGGCAGUUGGAAUGAAAUUAUGGAGCCUUGGGCUCAAACUGUAGUUACUGGUAGAGCUAGACUUGGAGGCAUUCCUGUAGGUGUUAUCGCAGUAGAAACUCGCACAGUUGAAGUAACAAUGCCUGCCGAUCCAGCUAAUCUAGAUUCUGAAGCUAAAACAUUACAACAAGCUGGUCAAGUAUGGUAUCCCGAUUCAUCAUACAAAACCGCCCAAGCAAUCAAAGACUUUGACCGAGAAGGGUUGCCCUUAGUUGUGUUUGCUAAUUGGAGAGGUUUUUCUGGUGGACAAAAAGAUAUGUAUGAACAAAUAGUUAAAUUUGGGGCAUACAUUGUUGAUGGUUUAAGAGAAUAUAAGCAGCCCAUAAUUAUCUACUUACCACCAAAUGCAGAAUUGAGAGGUGGUGCUUGGGCUGUAUUGGAUCCUCUAAUAAAUCCGCGGUAUAUCGAGACAUGCGCAGAUCCAGAAGCAAGAGCCGGUGUUUUAGAACCAGAGGGAACAGUCGAAAUCAAAUAUAAAGAAAAAGAUUUAGUUAAAACAAUCAAUAGGCUGGAUCCGGUAGUUGUUAGUUUAAGAAAAGACCUGGAAGCAGCUGGCACCGAUAAAAUAAAAUGUACUGAAAUUGAAGAAAAAAUAAAAAGCAGAACAAAUUCUCUUCUUCAUGUUUACCAUACUGUAGCUGUUCAUUUUGCUGAUUUACAUGACACACCCGAAAGAAUGCUUGAAAAAAGUUGUAUUAGUGAAAUAGUUCCAUGGCGAACUUCGAGAGAAUCUUUAUAUUGGAGAUUGAGAAGAAAUAUUCUUGAAGAUUCUUAUAUUAAAAAAUUGUUAAAAGCACAAAAUAAUUUAUCUGUUGGUCAAGCUAAAUCAAUGUUAAGAAGAUGGUUUGUCGAAGAUAAAGGAACCGAGAAUGCCUAUUUAUGGGAUAAAAAUAAUGAAAUGGUUACAUGGUAUGUUGAACAAAAUGGAUCCGAUUCUACUAUCUCAGCUAAUAUUAAUGCAGUUAAACAAGAUGCCGUCAUAUCUCAAAUUCACAACAUGUUACAAGAAUGUCCUGAAGUAGCUUUAGAUGCAGUGGUAGGACUUUGUCAAUCACUCUCACCAGUAAAUCGUAGUGUUGUCGUACAAACUUUAUCUAGACUAGAACUUGAAAAAAAUGAAUCAAAUAUUCAGGGAUGAUUAAAAUGGAAUCAUUUUUAAAAUAAUUUAGUUCUUUUUUUAUUUUUUUUUUUUUUAUAAAUACACUUAUAAAAUUAGCAAGGAAUAAUUUAAAAACAUUUCUACAAGUUUAAGACUUUAUUAAUUUGCUAUGGUACAGAACAAAACGUAAAUUAGUUAUUUUUUAAGAAGUUUCUAACCGUUAAAAGAAGAGUAUUUGUUUUUGAAAAUACAAAAAAAAAUUGAAAAAAAAAAAUAUUAUGUCGAACUUUUUAAAAAAGUUAUAAAAAUAAUAAAAUACAAAAAUAUUUAAAUAAUUUCAUUGUAAGAAUUAUGGAAAAAUCAAAAAAAUCACUGCUGUUAUUAUUUUUAAUAAAAUAUGUAUAUAUUUAUAUAUAUAUUUAUGUUUUAGAUAAUUAAACACAUAAUAAAAAUAUGUUUAAAAUAAAACCUGAAUUUUAGUUAAUUUUAGAAAGUUUCCUGUUUAAUAAUUAUUUAAAAAUUUAAUAAGUAACAAAGAGUUUUUUCAUAUGAGAAAAGGGAAAAUUGAAAAAUUUUACUCCAAAUUAAUAUUAUCUUAAAUUAACAAAAUAAUUUUUGAAUUCAACAAAGUAAUUUGCCCUUAAACUGAUUCUAGACUUAAUUGCAUGGUUAUAAAGUAGUUGAAGUAAUAAUUCUAAGCUUGACU
Molecule: messenger RNA, 8385 nt
Organism: Condylostylus longicornis
Lineage: Eukaryota; Metazoa; Arthropoda; Insecta; Diptera; Dolichopodidae
Gene: ACC
Product: acetyl-CoA carboxylase
Exons: 16
Coding region: 63-7718 (2551 amino acids)
Biological process (GO): fatty acid biosynthetic process
Molecular function (GO): acetyl-CoA carboxylase activity; ATP binding; metal ion binding
Source: RefSeq, a predicted model, not a curated record